AUGAAAUAUUUAACCUAUUUUGGAUAUAUUGAAACAGAUUUCGAAUUAGAAAAACCAACAGAAGAAAUUAAAAUAACAAUUGUUGAUAAUCUUUCAAAUAAAAUUGUUGAAUUUACUCUUCCAGCUACAGUUAUUGAACAAAUUGGAGUAACAGAGCAACAUAUAUUAUUUUUGGAUGAUGCAAGAAGUGGUUAUAUUUGGUUAUAUAAAAUGAAGGAAGAGUCACUUUUUGUUCUUCCACUUGGUUUACCUUCUGAGGCUGGAAGAGAUAUUGAAAAGAAUUUGUGUUUGAGACCACCUAUGUUCUUACCUUUUAAGGAUAUUACAAUCAAAAGUAGAAAAAUGGAAGAAAACGACAAUAAUGAUAAUAUUUUGCUAAAUAAAUUUGAGGCUAGAUUCUCUCAUUGGGAGGAUUAUCAGAAAUUAGGUCCAAACCCUCCAUUAAGUUCACCUCCUGCUCGUCGUUUAUUAGCUUGUACAUCCUUUGGUGCUUUUCUAGCAAUUAAUUAUCGUUGUGUAAGUUGCUCUCUGUGCUCCGUUUUACGUUGUUUAUAUAAAAAUGAAUUAACAGCCGGGAAUGACCAUUUAGCUUUAUUUAACCCUCUUGGACAUGUUUACACUCUUGGAACGGGAACACGUGGAGAGUUGGGACAUGGAUGUAUUGAACAAGGACAAUGGACAGAACCGAAAAUUGUUUCGGAUUUGGCAGAUGCUGGAAUAAACGGAGAUAUUUAUGGUUGGGGAUGGAAUGGUUAUGGACAAUUAGGAAUUUUGCCUGAAGAAUGUUCAAUACAACCAACUCCAUAUCCUUUUGAUUUGCCUGAUAUUUUAGAUGAAAAGGUAGAGAGUAUUAAUUGUGUUGGAAAUAAUUCUUUUAUUAAAUUCUCAAAUGGAAAGAAUUUUUGUUUUGGUGAAUUAGAAAAAUCUUCUUACAUGGAUUCUAAAGAAUUGGAAGGGGAUGCUUCCACAUCAACAAUAAAAGAUUUUGAAUCUGAUGAUCAACCAGAAAUGAAACGUGCUAGACAUCAUAGAAAUUUACAUGUUGCUGUAGCUGGUUGUUCUCAUGGUCAAAUGGAUACAAUAUAUGAACGUUUAACAAAUGUAGAAAAGCAAAGAAAUGUAAAAUUUGACUUACUUUUAUGUUGUGGGGACUUUCAAGCAAUUCGAAAUCAUGGAGAUCUUCAUUAUUUUCAUGCCCCGCCACAUCAUCGCAAACUUGGAACAUUUUACAAGUAUUAUAGUGGAGAAAAGAUAGCCCCCAUUCUUACUUUAUUUAUUGGAGGAAAUCAUGAAAGUAGUGGUUAUAUGGCUGAAUUACCUUAUGGAGGUUGGGUAGCACCGAAUAUUUGGUAUAUGGGCUACGCUUCGGUCAUUCAAUUUGCCGGUUUACGUAUUGCUGGGCUGUCGGGAAUUUUUAAAUCAAAUGAUUACAAUAAGGGUCAUUUUGAACGUCCACCAUUUCAAGAACAUGGUUCUGUUGUUUCUGCUUAUCAUGUUCGUUCAAUAGAUGUUUUUAGAUUGAAACAAUUGAGAGGUUUUUUUGAAAUAUUAUAUUUUUAA
Meloidogyne enterolobii is the source of this 1560-nucleotide messenger RNA. The record is from the annotation of a GenBank genome assembly. NCBI's taxonomy places the organism in Eukaryota, Metazoa, Nematoda, Chromadorea, Rhabditida, Meloidogynidae.